UACAGAAGCCAUUUAACCUAAAACAUGUGAUAAGAGUUGUAUGUUAGUCUAAGAAUAUGUGUUAUUUUAGACAUCCAAACAGCAGUGAAAGUGUCAAACACAUCUUAUAGUAUGGCUUGAUGCCCCACCCAAAACAUCACACCUUAAAACUCUCAUUCCAGAGUGAGAGUCAGUCAUGGAUGACAGUCUUUGUUAAGACUUCAUUGUAUGCAGGGUGUGUGCAAACAUUCACUAUUCUAAAACUAUGAUCAAGAGAAGCUAGUGUAAAGUUGGUACAUGUUUUUUAUUUGCACAUUUUGUUUGCUUGCUUGACCUCUGCAAAGGAAUUUUGAUACCACUCUCGACAGAAGCCCAGAGGUGCAUUUGACUCACGCUGGCCAUAACUCUUAAGCAACAUGAAGGCAGCCUGACUGGACUCCACCUCUUCUAGCUGUCAAAACGAGAGCAAGAUAUUUGAAUGUUUUCUCUUACACAUGCAUAGUACUAGGUUAUGACAUUACAUUGCUUAUUUGCUACAUAAUGAUUUUGUCAAAAAACCCUCUGUGCCAACAUCAUGUCUCAACAGGCUUGUUUCUAAUUUCUAUGAAGGCAAGCUGCAAUCUGCAAGCCAUGAAAGGGAGCUUGUUUUGUCCGGAAAGUUAGAUUUCAAGAUCCACUGCACCCUGGAGAGAGGGGGGAUUUGCUGAGCUCACCACCACCAUGCUGUGUCCCGCUGCUGUCAGUGCAGCUGCUGCGGCUGUCUGGCUGCUGGCUGUGCUGGGCCCAUGCCUGUCUCUUACAGCUGAGGACAACUCAGAACCAGGCUUCACCCUCUGUAGCCACUGCUUCUACAGACAGACGCCUCCUCGGGGAGCCUCUGCAGGGCCGCUGCUGCACCCACUCUGUCACAGACUGCCUGGGGGACAGGCGUUUGCCACUCUGCACAGACCAACCUGUGACACAGCUGUCUACUCUGCCUUCCAUCUCAGCCAUGGAUGGACAGAGAGAGAGGGACUGGAGGGGGAAGGGCUUGUGACAGAGGAAGAGGAAAACAUUAUAGUGCCAGCUCUUCUCAGAGGAGGCAAGGUUUCGCCCACAGACUCCCCUCUUCAACACUGGGACUCAACAGUCACAUCACUGGUCCAGUCAGGCAUCACUCCCCAAUGCAGCAUUUUAGGGGGCGAUCUCUACAUCCUGAUUGGGGCGGGAGGAUUCGGGACGGAAGAGGAUGGAGAUGAGGAGUGUCAGAUGAAGCCGCUGUGGUCUGCAGUGUGCUGCGCUGUCCCGGAGGGGAAGGGUGGCGUUAGUGUGGGGUUAAUCAGAGAGACAGGGGAAGGCGUGAGGGAAGUGAGCGUGAAGGAGCUGGAGGAGAUGCUAGGAGUGACAGAGCUGUUCUCUGAAGGCUGUGGAGGAGCAGAUGGGGAGACUGUUGGAAUGACAGUGGGUCUUAACAGUGAGGGGAACCCUGGAAAUAUAGAAAAGCUGGAUUCAGAUACUACUGAUCAAGACACUGAAAGAGAAGGGGAUGGUUUAGAUACUACUGGCCAAGAUUCAAAUAAAGACCUCAAGGAAAGCGGAGAGAAACGGGUGGCUACUCUUGAUGCUCAGCCAGACGAAGCUGAUGUUGCUGAUGUGACACGGGAAACUUCCGCACAUGCAGUGAAAUCAGAGAGCAGCGAUGAUGAUGAUGCCGUGGAGGAAGACACAAAAUCCAGCAGCACUGUGAUCUACAUCCUCUCCACCGUCUUGUCCAUCCUUACAGCUCCACUGCGGCUUGUGUUCUCCACAAUUACACAGUUACCUGGACAGGUGAGCUAUGUUCUUCAAGAAGACCUCGGAGUUCUCUCUGCCCUGCCUGGAGAUACCUACUCCCUGUUCCACCUCUUGACCUCUGACCUGUUUUCCUGGACGGGUUCAGCUGUAGAAAUGCUGCUGGGUAUCGGGGAGGCCUGCUUCUUCAGUGUCUACUACUGCUCCUCCUCCAUCCUGGAGGCUCUUCUGAGCAGCUGCCAAACUGGGGUCACUGGCAUGGGGACACUGGCAGAGGACACAGUGGGGAUAUUUGUUGACUCGCUGGAUAAUGCCUGGUGUGUGACCAAGUUCUUUGGAGGGCGGCUGUGGGAGCAGAGUGAAGGUUAUGUAGGCACAGUGGUGACAGAGGUGGGGGGUCAGGCAAAAGCUGUAGGUGGAGGGUUGGGGACGCUGGCAUGGAGAAGUGGAAAUGGGGUGGGCAAAGUGUUUAGGCUGGGAGGGGGUUUAAUAAUGGGGAUGGUGGAUAUGGUCACUGGUGCGGUGAGAGAGGCUUUUGGGCAGGAGUCAGAGUGAAAGAAUCCAGACUCCAGAUGACAACGAUCAGGAACAAACACUGUCAAAUGUUUUCUCCAGUUUUGGUUUGGAAAUUUCUUUAGCACAUGAAUGUGUGAAAAGGGGGCAAGCUAUUUGAAUGUGAUGCCAUUCCAUAUGCCUUUUUUAUUUUAGAAGGAUCGCCACAUGUUUUAAAUCAAAUUUAGUGAGUUACAGAUUUCUUAUAGGUCUAACACUUCACUUUGGCCACAUAAUCUGCUGUAUCUGAGAGCUGGGAUAGCUGACACAACUGUGAUUUAGAAAACACUGCACUGUGCACAAGGCAUUUGGAUGUAAUUAUUCAAGACUACUCUUGUAUAAUACUUUAAUUGUUAUGAUAAAUGUUUGCUUACAUGUACAGUUGAAUAAAAGAGA
Molecule: messenger RNA, 2697 nt
Organism: Thunnus maccoyii (southern bluefin tuna)
Lineage: Eukaryota; Metazoa; Chordata; Actinopteri; Scombriformes; Scombridae
Exons: 4
Coding region: 700-2304 (534 amino acids)
Source: RefSeq, a predicted model, not a curated record